Messenger RNA from Medicago truncatula (barrel medic), 784 nucleotides. RefSeq names its product UPF0426 protein At1g28150, chloroplastic. Lineage: Eukaryota; Viridiplantae; Streptophyta; Magnoliopsida; Fabales; Fabaceae. The record is from RefSeq and is a predicted model, not a curated record. The coding region runs from base 105 to 497 and encodes 130 amino acids. The transcript is spliced from 3 exons.
AUAUAAAAAAUAAAUAAAUAAAAAAUAACCGUGGGAAAACAGCGCCCAUAAGAAUCGGAUUGAUUUGGUAGUUGCUGCUGCUAGUGUGGUAGUUGCGAGCUGCUAUGAUGUCUCUUCUCUCUACUUCGUCUUCUGUUUCUCCUCUUCAAUUAUCCUGCACUCAGGAAUGUAGGUUUUUAUCACCAUCAUCAAUUUCGUGUAGUCGAAUUACCAGAACCAGAAGCAUAGGUUUUAAUCCCCUUCGAGUGGGUAAUCGGAGUCGAAUUACAGCGUUUUUCUUCAAUCCUGCACAAGACCCUCUCGUCAAAGAAGCUGUCAAGGAACCAGUGGCAUUCUUAGGUGGGAUAUUUGCUGGUAUUUUAAGGCUUGAUUUGAAUGAGGAACCUCUGAAGGAAUGGGUUAUGAGGACUGUUGAAGCUUCUGAUAUUAGUGAAGAAGAAACCAAUGCAGAAGAAUCAACUACUGAAGCUGCUCCACAAGAGAUUGAAAUUGAAUAAAACUUGUACCUUUAUUUCUUUUAAAACUUGCAUAGCAUCAGCAUGCAACAUCACAAUAAUAAUUGGUUCAAUUGCUUAUAAAUUAUAAUCUUCUUAUCGCACAUUUUUCAUAUAGAACAUAACAGUUGUGGUCCUUUCUCUUCGUCUUUUUUAAAAUGGCAAAUUGUCAACAUUCAUAGCUUGGCUUAUUAUUGUAAAGUCUGUAUCUAUUGCUACUGUCAGCUAGAUUAUAUUCACAAGUGUUUUAUUUUGGAAAUCAAAGACAAAGGUACUUUUUGUUUGCACCA